Messenger RNA from Anopheles coluzzii, 2375 nucleotides. RefSeq lists its product as uncharacterized. NCBI's taxonomy places the organism in Eukaryota, Metazoa, Arthropoda, Insecta, Diptera, Culicidae. The transcript has 3 exons. The record is from RefSeq and is a predicted model, not a curated record. Gene Ontology annotation, biological process: phospholipid metabolic process; arachidonate secretion. Bases 1394 to 2278 code for a protein of 294 amino acids.
AAUGGUUUAGGGUAAAAUUCUUUAGUUUGUUAAAUGGAGCAUGUGAAAUAUUUUGCAAAAUUGAUAGUAAAAUAUGUAUAUUUUGAACUAUGUCGGACUUAAAUAAUUGUUAGCUUCUAAACUGCUUAUUAAAUAAUAGAAAAAAAUUGAUUUAUCUUAGUUUAAUUCUAGGGUUUCUAAAAAUUUUGCUUGACAAAAACAUGGUUUUUCCAUUCUAGGUCUCAUCCCAGCAAACAAGACUGGUGGAAUUAAACAUUGAAGAUUUUAGAUUUAAAUUUAAUAUAAGCAUUGUUGGUGUCCACCGAAUUCGAUCAACAUCAUGAAUGAUAGUUUCAAAAAUUAUUUUUUGCAGUUUCUCUCUCUCUCUCUCUCUCUCUCUUUCUCUUUCUCUCUCUCGCUCUCUUUCUCUCUCUCUCACUCUCGCUCUCUUUCUCUCUUUCUCUCUGCAAAUCGCUUGUCGCAGAUUAAUAACAAGAAAUGGGACAAAUUUGUAACUUGCUAUUUGUUUCCAUUCAAUUUUGUUCAGAGAAGGUUUAUACUUUUAGACAAGGUCAAGUUUAUCGAAAGCACGUCAGAUAAACAAUACAUAAAUGUUUAACACGAAACACUUUGACGUCCCACCUUAGCGCAUCACUUUCAUGGAUCUGUCGACCGAUCGUGAACCCUUCCAUGUUGGGCCAUCAAUCGCCAUCGUGCAACCUCAUCUUCCUGAAGGUAACAGGAGGCUUUUUCGUUGUUAGCUAUCUAAACAAGCACAGCACUCGAGUAGCCUUGCCUAGCCUACCGUGCCCAAACAAACACUGCACAAAUAGAGGAAGAAAAAAACACUAUUCUGCAUCUUGCACCGAUGGUAAUGAAUAAUCCAUCAAUGGUUUCACUAUGUUCCUCCUAAUGCUAAACCCUACGAUACCACAUCCCAACUGUAGACAGUAACGUGGGACGGGACUAAAUUACACCUCACUUGUGCCACUGCUCCACUGGCACUGGCAGUCACUAGCUGGAAAACGCCGCGAGAUUAUCAACGACCGAAACGCCGGCAGUAGUCGAAGAUAAAGUUAUUAAUUCAUAAACAACGAUAAGUGUGACAACAGCCGACCUUCCGUUGGCACCGACAGAUCGAGGGCUGUACACACCACCUCUUAGCUGAGUUUUCGACUAACUCUGAAGGCUUUUCAUCCCCACAGUUUGUCGCAUUUACUCGUAACUGUAUUUAACUUAGCACCCUUUCCAGCAGCUACGCUCCGUCUUCUUUUCGCGCAUAUGCAUCUGCUUAACGCGUUAACCUGACUGAGAUGAAUGGUUUAGCGCGCCGUUUAUGAGGUUAUAAUAAAAAGCGCCCACCUAUGAUUCCUCCCACACGUGGGAAAAGGUUCAGUCAGUGCUUGGCAAUGAAAUGGUGCGCUCGUACGUUAUACUUAUCAGUACCAUUUUUGUCAUCGUUUGUGAGUCUUUUUCGAACAUGCUAGCAGCUGCGCGGAACGAUCACCGAGAAACGGCACGCGCAUUCUACCGUGCACUGGACGAAAGUGGCUACAUCCCUACGCUAGCACUACUUCUGCAGGACUACAUUCUGGUCAACAGCACCGGUGCCAUACCGUGGAGUAAUCCAACCUUUGUCUAUUACGACCAACAGUUGAUUGACGCCAUUCAACAGCAGCUUGAGUUAGAAAACGUGCAGGACUCCUACGAUCAUCACCAGCUGCAGGCUGAUUACGGCUCUGCUCUGCAGCCCCUGCACGGAGGACUUAAAUUUUUCACCUACUACUGCGGUCCCGGCAAUUGGUCUGCCGACGGAAGCACGGUGCAAAACGCAUACUUUUCUAGCAUCGAUCAGUGCUGCAAACAUCACGACGAAUGUCCGGACACUAUUGUACACUCCAGGGAUUAUCACCGGUACGAGGAUUUACCCUACAAAGCGCAAAUAUUUACCAGAUUGCGGUGUAACUGUGAUGUUGAGUUUCUAAGAUGUCUGCAAAACAUUUCCACCUUUUUCUCCUACGCCGUAGCGUGGAUCUACACCAAGUUUCAGUCCAGUUGCUUCGACUACGAGUACCCUGUGAUGGAGUGCACCGUAAAAAGAAAUGAUGGACUAUUCACCGCCGAUCGUUGCCUCGCAUACAUGGUGGACAAUUCGUAUUCCAAACGAUGGCAAUGGUUUGACAUUCCCUACAUCGGCUCCAAUCAGUUAAUUUUCCCAGAGGUGGAGUACCGAUUCGAUCUCAACUGGUUCAAUAUACUUUUCGAACGUAAUAUCACCCCCAAUGUUUCCAUUUCAUAGUGUAUUUAACCAUACUGUUGAGGCUGUACGAUUCGCAUGCUUUGCAGCUGUUAUGUGGUGUUAACUUUUAUUAAAUAAAGAAUAUUUACGUUUCUAA